Messenger RNA from Maudiozyma saulgeensis, 2538 nucleotides. Lineage: Eukaryota; Fungi; Ascomycota; Saccharomycetes; Saccharomycetales; Saccharomycetaceae. The record is from the annotation of a GenBank genome assembly.
AUGAGUAUCUCGAAAUUAUUCUUCGCAACAAUAAGAAAAGUAAAAUCUGUCUUAUUAUUAACUAUUACAAUUUCAACUUUAUUUUAUUAUACGUUUCAAAAUGAAAUUGAUAUUUUGAAUUCGUACGCAGAAAAUGAAUAUUUACCAUCAAUUAAUAAUGAGCAUAUAGAACAUUCAACGGCUCAAACUUCCGAAUUGAUUUCAAAUCUUAAAUCAAUCAACAACAACAACAAUAAUAAUAAUAAUCCCGUCGAUGAAGAGCAAGAAACUGUCAUUAGUAAUAAAAUUAGCAUAGAUUUAACUGAUCCCCUUGUGCUAAAGGAAAAAAACAAGUAUUUCCCACUUUGGUUGAAAUCUCCAAUAUUGGAUCCAACUACAAAAUUAGAUCUGGAUGAUGUCGAGUUAUCAAGACAAGAUUUAAUUAAUUUUAAAGAAAAAUAUCCGUUGAUGUAUGAAAUUAGUUUAUCUUCAUUCUAUCGUCAUUCCACAAUGACAACACUCACGACUUCGAACGAAGACGAGAAAAAUUCAAACACUGUACAAUUAUAUUCAAAUCGUAUAGAAACGAGAAGUUAUGUGGACGAUAGAGAAGAAAUUCGUACGAUUUUGUUGAAAUCUUGGGACCAACAGAAAUUACAUCUGUUAUCGAUUGAUCAUGGAUCGACUUGGCCCAUCGAUGAAGUCGAUUCAAUGGAUACUUUGUUUCUAAUGGGUGAAACUUUAUUAUUUCAAAAAAUUUUAAAUACAGUCACGACAACAGAUUUUAAAGUCCCGCCAAUGACAAUGGAAAUUAUUGAUAUUGUAGAUUUAUCAACAAGAUUACUUGGUGGUUUAUUAUCAGCUUAUGAACUCUCUGAGGAUAAAAUAUUGUUGACAAAGGCUAAAGAUUUAGCAGAUUUCUUAUUAAGAGCAUUCGAUACUCCGAAUAGAGUCGGACUUUUGCAGUAUUCUUGGAAGACACCCUUUAAGAAUAGAUUUGCCUAUAUGGAUGCAUCGAUUGCAGAUUUAAUUAAAAUGAGUUCAGAAUUUACAAGAUUGACUCAAUUAACAGGAUCCAACAAAUAUUUUAAUACAAUGUUCCACCUAUUAAUUAUGUCAAUUCAAUCAACAGAAUAUUUAACCAUUGAAUCAAUUUUCCCGGAUUUGAUUGAUGCAUCUACUUGUUCUUUGGUGACUAAUGAAGAUGUUCAAAAAGGUGAUCAUCAACGUGAUUCAAGAAUAAUGAAAAGUAUUGAUGAAAAUUUAAAAUUUAUUCAUUGUCAUCAAUUGACUUAUUUCCCAGAGUCUUCAUCAAUUUAUAAAUUAGAUUCAAAUUUAUUACCACUUUAUGAUACUCUAUUACAAUUAUAUGCUUUGACACAAACUGAUUUAUUGGAACCUUCAGAUAGGACUUCAAUGAAUUCUUCAUAUUUUUAUCAUUCUGCAAUGGAACAAAUGGAUAAAUUUUUCAAAUUUCAACCAAUGCAUCCACAAGGUGAAUUGGAGGAUUUAAUAGUAAUGAGUAAUUUGAAUGCAAAUCCAAUAUUUUCACCAUCAACAAAUGAUUUAGCAAUACAGUUAAGAAGAGAUUUUAAAUUUCAUCCCGAAUCCUGUGUCCUGGGGGCAACUUUAUCAUAUGGUUCUAAAUUGUUCCCAAAAAAUAUUAACAAUGAUAAUGAAAUGAAAUUGGCUGAUCAAUUGACUUCGAGUUGUUUCAAAUUAGCAAUGAGUCAAGAUGGUGCAUUAGCAGAAUUAUCAUUGGAUCCCUGUAUCACUAGAGAUUGUAUCUUUAACCAGGAUGAUAAAUUGAAAGAUAUUAAAGACGGCAGGUACGUCGGAUUUGAAAAUGGAUUCCCUAAGGAUACUGUAGUAGAAUUGAUGAAGACAGAUACAAAUACAAACAAGAAAAUAAAGAGAUCAAUUAUUGAUUCAUCAAAGGAAAUGCUUAAAGAAGUUAUUAAUAUGAAAUCAACUAAAAAUGGCAUUAAUAAUGACAUUAAUAAUGACAUUAAUAAUGAAAAAAUCGUUCCAUCAUCAACUGAAAUCGAUAAUGAAGAAUCAACUAAUAUGGAUGACACUAUUACUAAAUCAUUUCAUUUCAUUGACGAUGAAACUUUUAUGAAUAUUCAUCUGUCGGAUGAAGAUAUUGACAAAACUGCAAAAACUUGGAAAAAUCAUCCAGAGAGACCAUUAUGGAUUAAUAGUGUCAGUAAUAGUACAUUGUUAUCACCAAAUUUAAUUAAAUCUAUCUUUUUCUUGUAUAGAACUACAGGCGAUGAAAAAUGGAGACAAAUGGGUAGUCAAUUGAAAGAUCAAAUAAUAGUUACAAUGGAAAAAAAUAAUAUGGGUGCUAAAGGAACUUGGAAAAUUGCAGACUUAAAGAAAAAAAGUGUUCCUUUACCUAGUUAUUGGUUCUCUCAAACUUUAAAAUAUUAUUAUUUAUUAUUUAGUGAACCUUCAGAUUAUUCAUUAGAUGAAUAUAUUUAUACUGAAGGUGCGCAUUUGUUAAAGAGGCGUGUUGUAGAACCACCAACAAUGCGAGAUAAGGAACAAUUAUGA